This is a messenger RNA of Centropristis striata (black sea bass), 4153 nucleotides long. RefSeq names its product glutamate receptor, metabotropic 2b (gene grm2b). Lineage: Eukaryota; Metazoa; Chordata; Actinopteri; Perciformes; Serranidae. The transcript has 6 exons. Gene Ontology annotation, molecular function: group II metabotropic glutamate receptor activity. The coding region runs from base 849 to 3527 and encodes 892 amino acids. Gene Ontology annotation, biological process: G protein-coupled glutamate receptor signaling pathway; regulation of synaptic transmission, glutamatergic. The record is from RefSeq and is a predicted model, not a curated record. Gene Ontology annotation, cellular component: membrane.
CAAUUGAUGAAAAAAAAGACCAUGUGAGAACUUGGGAACAGGAUUUGAGGUUUUGAUUAAUGCACUUUCGUCAAUGUUUUUAUUCUUUACUCCUGCAUACUGAACAGCACAUAUUUUGAGUUAUUAUUUUUGAGUUGUUGCGGAGUCCGUGUUAUGACUGUGUGCGCCUCGCAAACACGCGCUGUAUGAAGCACGGUGAGGGUUUCUGAAGAGGUGGACGCGUUGCUGUCAUUGUAGCUGUGAAGCUGCAGAGAGCGGCUGCACGAGCUGCAGGAUUCCUCAACAGCUCUUUGUUUUGAAGUUGAUUUGAUGUCACUUCCAGACGAGAAUCGACUUUACACAGGAAAUGCAAAAGCAAAAAGUGUAAUCACAGAUUAAUUUAGAUCCACCCGCCACUCAGUCAGACAGUCACACAGAGGAGAAUCCGUCGUUACUGUCGAUGCGAGUGGACACAUGAGCACUUGGGCGGUGGGCUGUGUCGCUCCGGUCUGUAGGCUCACUGCUGCUGCUGCUGCACGCACACACGGUGGCACAAGUUGGAGAGCACCGAGAGAGGAGUUUGUCAGACUUCAGAACCAAGGACAGAUCCGAACAGCUGCCUGGCAAACAUGCUCAAAGUGAACAACAUCUGGACUCCGCUCGUCACAUGAAGCUGUGCACGCUGCCUCUGUAUUGUCGCGCGGCGCGUGGGGAAGAGACCUGCAGAAGAUACAUCUAGUGCUACAACCAGGAAAUAUCAAACAUGCUGCAUCCACUGAGGGAAGACUUGAAAGCGAUCUGCCUCCAGACUGUGUGAACCUCUGCUCCUCUCUACUUCAGCCAGCUGAACCCCGCUACCUGAUCCUGCCAUGCUGAGUGUAGUGCUCUGCCCCAGGUCUUUGGCAAAUUCUGCCCAUUACUGGCCUCUCCACAUGCUCCUGCUGGAGCUGCUAAUACCGGGGGUCCUGCCCAACAUCUCCAGAUUACCACCGGCGGCCAAACGUGAGAUCAUCAUGGACGGAGACUUGGUGAUCGGAGGCCUGUUCCCGGUGCACCACAAAGGUGACGGGACGGAGGACUGUGGUAAGAUCAACGAGGAGAGGGGGAUCCAGAGACUGGAAGCCAUGCUUCUAGCACUUGAUGAGAUUAACUCCAGCGAUCGAAUCCUUCCCGGACUCCAGCUGGGGGCUCACAUCCUUGACACCUGCUCCAAGGACACUUACGCUCUGGAGCAGUCUCUAGACUUUGUCAGGGCCUCCCUCACCAAGGUGCACGAUCCAGGCUUCAUCUGCCCAGACGGCUCCAGACCGGUCCAGAAUGAGGUCCCACUGGCCAUCUCUGGGGUCAUCGGAGGGUCCUACAGUGAUGUUUCUAUUCAGGUGGCCAACCUCCUGCGAUUGUUCCAGAUCCCUCAGAUCAGCUACGCCUCCACCAGUUCAAAGCUCAGCGAUAAGACCCGCUAUGACUAUUUCGCCCGCACCGUACCUCCUGAUUUCUACCAGGCCAAGGCCAUGGCUGAGAUUUUACGUUACUUCAACUGGACCUACGUGUCCACAGUAGCGUCAGAAGGUGACUACGGUGAAACGGGCAUUGACGCAUUUCAGCAGGAGGCCCGCCAUCGCCAAAUCUGCAUCGCCACUUCAGCCAAGGUGAGCCGCUCCAUGAACCGCCAGGGGUACGACAACGUGAUCCGCGCCCUGCAGCAGAAGUCCAACGCCAAGGUGGUCAUCCUGUUCACCCGCAGCGAAGACGCCCGGGAGCUGCUGGUGUCCGCCGCUCGCAUGAAUGUCUCCUUCACCUGGGUGGCCAGCGAUGGUUGGGGAGCGCAGGAGAGUGUGGUGAGGAGCAGCGAGACGGCUGCAGAAGGAGCUUUCACCAUCGAGCUGGCCUCCUACCCAAUCAGAGAGUUUGAAGAUUACUUCACUAAGCUGAACCCGUACACCAACACCAGGAACCCGUGGUUCAAAGAGUUCUGGGAGCACCGCUUCGGCUGCAGCCUCCAGGAAGCGGGCUGCAGUGAGCACAGCCUGCGGGAUGGAACUUUUGAGCAGGAGUCCAAGAUCAUGUUUGUGGUAAAUGCAGUCUACGCCAUGGCCUAUGCUCUGCACAACAUGAGGCAAGCUGUGUGCUCCAACACAUCGAAGGUCUGUGAAGCCAUGAAACCAGGUAAUGGCAAAAGGUUCUACAAGGAGUUCAUCUUGAAGACCAAGUUUGAAGCUCCGUUCAGACCUGCAGAAACACUGAACAUGGUGCGCUUCGACUCUUUCGGCGACAGCAUCAGCCGCUACAACAUCUUUCAUUACCACAAAGAAGAGGGCAAGUUCGUCUACAGGAAGGUGGGCUACUGGGACCAGAACCUGACCCUGAACACCACCCUGGUACCCUGGCGUGGCCUCGUACCUCCCACCUCCCAGUGCAGCGACCCGUGCAGGAAGAACGAGGUGAAGAGCAUGCAGCCUGGAGACGUGUGCUGCUGGAUCUGCAUCCCCUGUCAGCCUUACCAGUACCUGCAGGACGAGUUCACCUGUGCUGACUGUAGCUUCGGCCAGUGGCCCCUGGCCAACUUGACCGGCUGCUACGAUCUGCCUGAAGAAUACAUCCGGUGGGAGGACGCGUGGGCCAUCGGGCCCGUCACCAUCUCCUGCCUUGGUAUCCUGUCCACUCUGUCUGUAGUGGGCCUGUUCUUCAAGCACAACGAGACGCCCGUGGUUAAAGCAAGUGGACGUGAACUCUCUUACAUCCUCUUGCUGGGAGUGCUGAUGUGCUACCUCAUGACCUUCAUCUACAUCGCCAAGCCUUCCACCGCCGUUUGCACCCUCCGCCGACUGGGCCUGGGCACCUCGUUCGCAGUGUGCUACUCAGCUCUUCUCACCAAGACCAACCGCAUCGCUCGAAUCUUCAGCGGGGUGAAAGAUGGAGCCCAGCGGCCUCGCUUCAUCAGCCCCGCCUCCCAGGUGGCGAUCUGCGGCGCUCUUAUCUCCUGCCAGCUGCUGGUGGCUGUUAUCUGGCUGCUGGUGGAGGUGCCAGGGGUCCGGAAGGAGGUGAGCCCAGAGAGGAGGGACGUGGUCACCCUCAAGUGCAGCAGCAGGGACUCCAGCAUGCUGAUGUCGCUCACCUACAACUGCAUCCUCAUCAUCCUCUGCACCGUCUACGCCUUCAAGACACGAAAGUGCCCGGAGAAUUUCAACGAGGCCAAGUUCAUCGGGUUCACCAUGUACACCACCUGCAUCAUCUGGCUUGCUUUCCAGCCCAUCUUCUACGUCACUGCCAGCGACUACAGGGUUCAGACCACCACCAUGUGCAUCUCCGUCAGUCUGAGUGGUUCGGUGGUGCUCGGCUGCCUCUUCGCCCCCAAAGUCCACAUCAUCCUGUUUCAGCCCCAGAAAAACGUGGCGUCACUGAGAGUCACAACCAACCGCUUCAGCGCCACAGUGUCUGCUUCUGCCUCGGCUCCCAGCUCCAGCUACUCUAAAGGAUCAGCCUCUAACUAUGUGCCAGCAGUUUGUAACGGCCGCGAGGUGGUCGACUCUACAACGUCAUCUUUGUGAAAAAAAAGAAAAAAGAAAAGAGAAGAAAGUUUCCUCUCCAAGAACAAGAAACCAUCCCAUCAUCACUCAUCAAGCAGGGCUGUGUAUGAUGGAGCCCCCAUGCCAUCCAACAUGCUGCAGAGAGAAAACUCUGUGUGGGUAGGCUGACUGACAGUGGCAGCGGUAACUCUUAACUGUGAAAGCUAAAUGAUGUUCCUACAGCGAGCAGUAUGUAUCAAUUGUAAAGCCUUUUUGUAUAGAUUUAAUAUGCUGUGAUCUCCUCGGUUUACAGAUAGAUGUGAUUAAAUGCACCGUGCCUUGUCCUAAAAAGUCUUGUUGUCAAAUGGGUGGUUGUGAAGCAAUAGUGUUAAACAAAACAAAAAGGCUGUUCUUAUCUUGUCCUUUCAGUGCUGUGAAUAUAUCCAAUUGUUGUUAGACACUGACAAAAAAAGAAAAAAAUGUCAUGAAAUAAAAUUUAGCCCUUCUAUUCUACAAAAUGUGUGACUAACUUUAGUGAAUGUGAUGACGAGUAGGCGACUAGACAAUAUAAAGGACGUGUGUUCAUGUAGACUGGUAUUACAAUGUGUGCUUUCCUGUAAUUUAUGUAAAUAAAAUGUUUUUUUAAAUAUUAAAAGAUUAAAUACCAA